GGCUCUGCCUUGCUCUGGGGCACAGCGGUGCGCAAACGCAUCGCCGCGACUCAGACCCCAGCUGGACGCCUUCGACGCGAGCAACUGCGCCUGAGCCACGCAGCGCACACCAAAAUCCUCUCCUGCGAGAGAGAGCACUCAUGGCACGCCUCAGAGCAGCGCUGGCCCUCGCCGCUACAGCAAGCGCACUAGUGAUCCCAACCCAGCCAGUCCUCACGCGCUACGCGGCCGGCAAGGUCUUGGAGGCGGCAGAGCUCAAAGCGAAGGACGAGGACUGGCCCGUGACGAUCUGUGUGUGCGACGGCGGCGGCGUGCCCUUAUGUUUAGCACGCUUGGACGGCGCCUUCCCCGCCUCCGUCACGCUCGCCACGGAGAAGGCGCGGACGGCGGCGCAAUUUCGCAAGCCGACGCUAGAUUUGGAGAGCGCCGCGAACGACAAGCGGCCCGCACUCAUCGCGUCGGGCUUCACGGUCCUAGGUGGGGGGGAGCCGAUCUUCGUCGACGGCUACUGCGUCGGCGCCGUCGGCGUCUCCGGCGUCUUGCCGACCGAGGACGCGGAGGUAGCAAAAGCGGGCGCCGCGGCGAUCUGCCCGACGACGGCUCCGCCCGACGUCCCGGCGAAGGCCGUCGCCUUCGAGGCAUGACUAAACUAUACUGUG
This is a messenger RNA of Pelagomonas calceolata, 659 nucleotides long. The record is from the annotation of a GenBank genome assembly. NCBI's taxonomy places the organism in Eukaryota, Pelagophyceae, Pelagomonadales, Pelagomonadaceae.